CUAUAUCACGUUGAAUCAUAAAUACGUAGGUACGUUUAAAGACGCCCUGGUUAUGUAUCUAUGUAUCGUGUUGAGUGAUUGAGAGUAUGGAAGUGACUGGCAUAUUAAUGUUAUAAUUAUAAGAUAUACACACAUAUUAGCAUUGCGUUUGUUACACAUCAUUUAUGUUAUAUUGUUUUAGUCAUCAACUAUGUUGACAUAUUUGAGUUACUUUUCAGAACUUUUCGGCGAUGAAGGGGUGGUAAAUCCGUUGAUACCGUCGCUACCACAACCACAGCCGGGAGCCUCAGUGAUCAAGGAGUGUUCUGAUGGAAGAGGCGAUCUUUUAUUUAUCCUCGACUCGUCAACAAGUGUCGGAGAUGAAAAUUUUCGUAAAAUGCUGGAUUUCAUGAAAGAUAUCGUCCGAGCGGCUCCGAUUGAUUCCGGACAUUACCAAGUAGCAGUGAUAGUCUUCAACUCCGAUGUCAAGGUAACUUUGUUACUCGAUGCUAUUGAUAACCAGCGGGACUUGUUGACAUACAUAGACAAUAUUCCAUACAGUUACGGCAACACCAACACUGCCUCCGCUCUCCAAGCUAUGCGCGAUACGAUUUUCAUUCCGUCAAACGGCGAUAGGCCAGAUGCUCCAAAUGUUGCUGUUGUAAUGACCGACGGAGAGUCCAACAUCAACUCUGGACGGACGAUUCCCGAAGCUAAUGCCGCGAAAAGGGAAGGUGUCGAGAUCUAUGGAAUAGGUAUCGGACUGAUGGAAACUUCUGAAAUAGACGGGAUAUCAAGUGUGCCUUUAGACACUCACAGAUUCAACGUGGAUAACUUCGACAACCUUAACGACAUGAAGGCUGACAUAUUUGCCAAGAUAUGUAUAGGUAAAUGCAUGCAUGGCAAGGCGUAUUAUUCCAGAGCUAUAUUUACAUUGAUUCAUUUAAUCGUUAUUCUAUAUGAUACAGAUGUUUAUGAUUUAUAUUAAAUGCGUUAAAUGUCUUAAUGGAUCAUAUUCCUGGUAAACAAAACCAUGUAAUAUCAAAAGUUUUUAUCACCAAUAUAUAACAAUAAUUAAUCAUGAUCUUGGCACACACGUCGAGUAACGACGAUUGAUAAGGAAAUCGACCAGUUCGGAACUAAAUAGCAAUGUACGUAAAAUGGCCUGGGUGCGGACAUUAACAUUUUAUAUUUGGGAAAUAACACAGCAAACCUAGUGUAGUUGGUUACGGGAACAUUUCUAGAUGUUAUCAAAAAUAAGCAACAAUUUUUAGAGAC
Messenger RNA from Pecten maximus, 1257 nucleotides. RefSeq names its product collagen alpha-1(XII) chain-like. The transcript has 3 exons. The record is from RefSeq and is a predicted model, not a curated record. Lineage: Eukaryota; Metazoa; Mollusca; Bivalvia; Pectinida; Pectinidae. The coding region runs from base 191 to 967 and encodes 258 amino acids.